This is a messenger RNA of Drosophila persimilis, 1839 nucleotides long. RefSeq names its product mitochondrial sodium/calcium exchanger protein. Gene Ontology annotation, molecular function: calcium:sodium antiporter activity. NCBI's taxonomy places the organism in Eukaryota, Metazoa, Arthropoda, Insecta, Diptera, Drosophilidae. The coding region runs from base 1 to 1839 and encodes 612 amino acids. Gene Ontology annotation, biological process: transmembrane transport; monoatomic cation transport; intracellular calcium ion homeostasis. The record is from RefSeq and is a predicted model, not a curated record. Gene Ontology annotation, cellular component: membrane. The transcript has 8 exons.
AUGACUGAUCAAGAUGAUAAAUUGAACUGGACAUACUUGGACCAUGAGUUCUAUACCUAUCUCAAGAACAUGAGCUGCAUGACGGUGAUGAAACUGCCAUAUGAUAGACGCUGCAUGAUGACCCAACAAGUGCUGGACUGUCAGAACAUCAUCAAUCUGUUCAACUACUUCAAGAUGAUGUACUGUGCGUUCCAUAUAUCCGAUAUGAUAACGGAGAUCGGGGUAAUGGUGCUGUUUUGCCUGGUUGUGAUUGCCUUUCUCUUAGUCAUGACUCUAACCAUUGACGUGUUCUUCGCGCCUACCAUGAAGAUCGUUUCCAUGAAGCUGCACAUGAAUGAGUACCUGGCGGGCGUUACACUCUUGGCCUUUGGCAAUACAUGUCCCGAUCUGAUAGCCAAUCUAAUGCCCAUUCGGGCAGACGCACCGAUAUUCACGAUAACUGUGGGAAAUUCCCUCGCCAUAAUCCUGCUCAGUGGGGGUAUGGUCUGCUUUCUGAAGCCCUUCAAGAUGAAUGGCCCCAGCACCGUCCGGGAUCUUCUGUUCCUGCUCCUCAGUCUGAUAAUGCUCCGUUCCAUAAUAUUCAGUGAGGGAAACGUGACCGCCACAGAGUCUAUUGUGUUGAUGGGCAUUUAUUUUUCCUAUCUGAUUAUCAAUAUACUGGAUCUGUUGCUGCUGCGCUACACCAUAAGGAAACUUCGAAGGGAUAUUAACCAAUUGCAAACUUCACCUGGCAACGCAAGCGUGGUCGCUGAGAAAACACGCUUAUUGAACGAGCUGGAACGGGAUGACGAAUUAAACAUCAAUGACACUAAACAGAUCAAUCGACAAAUGAGAGGAUCAAUCGAGAAGGUAUUCUUCUUCAACACACCGAAGAAGAGAAUUCGUCCCCCAGUCGUUGACCAUAUAGCCAACCGAACUAUCUUCUAUAAUGUGGGAAAUCCGAAGAACCUCUUUCUACUCACCGAGUUCUUUGAGUCUCUCAAUCCCAUUGACGAGGAGGAAUGGAAGUUGGCUGGCUGGUGUCAGCGCAUUCUUCUGAUCGUCAAAAGCCCACUCACCUUUUUCCUCAUUUUAUUUAUCCCCGUUGUGGACUUUGAGAAGGACAAGCACGGCUGGAGCAAGCUGCUCAACUGUACGCAGAUCAUCACGAACCCUUUCCUCAUGAUCACCCUGGUGCAUUCUUCGGCCACCAGUAAGUACUACGCCUGGUACAUAGUCCCCAAUUUGGACAUCUCCAUGUGGACUCCCUGUGUGACACUGCCUCUGGCCACUGCUGUCCUCAUUCACAGUCGCACAGAUGUGCCGCCCUUCUAUCACAUUAUGUUCAUCAUAUUCAGUUUUAGCAGUUCAGUCGUUAUCAUCUGGGUGUGUGCCAGCGAAAUGGAGGUGCUAACUUCCAUUGUGGGCAUUGUCUUCAAUCUAUCCGGAAACUUCAUGGCCAUCACCUUUGGCGCAGUGUCCAAUGCGAUGGCGGACAUAAUAGCCAACUCCAACCUGGCCCUGCAGGGCUACGAGAAAAUGGCCUUUGCGGCCAUUAUAGGCGGUCCCGUGUUUGCUCUUGUGGUUACCAUGGCCAUUCCCUUUGCCUUUAAUACAAAAGUUCGCACGGCUGGUGCUGCAUUCUGGCUGUAUGGCGAGCACGGCGAAAACUGCUACAUAUUCCUCAUGAUCACCAUCGUGGCCACAUUGUGGUGGUGCAUGAUCUUCAAUUUCAACGCCCGCCGAUCAGCAGGCAUCUUCAUGUGGCUGAUAUUUGUAAUAUUCAUUAUUUAUUGUACUGGCGUGGAGAUGGACAUUGUGCACGAGUUCUCAAGGGACCAGUUCUUCAAUCCAAUGUAA